CUCUGCAACGAAAAAAUCACAAAAUUUAAAAAUUUAUCUAAUGUGAAAAUUUAAACUGCAUUUCACACUCAUCAUAUGGACCUUCUCCGCCUAUACAUACACGGGCCUGUAUCUAUAUUCGAUUGCGUACAAGAAUUUUAGCUUCAAAAAAAUUUGCAGCUCCCUCGAGAGGUAAAAUAGAUUAUUGAUAAAUUAAUUCUAGCUACACUUCUUUAGGGCAUGUAUGUGUGUGUAUAUGUAUGUAUGUAUAUAUGCGCCAUAUAAAAAUUCUAGUCCCCUCUCUUUCUCUCUCAUCGGCGCGCGGAGCAGUUGAAGAAAAACAGAGAUCCCUAUUCCAAUUCUAAUCGUACUUUCCAAUUUGACGCCCGGAACCGUGAAUUUCUCGGACGAAUUUCGAGCUUCGGUUGAUUGUAGAGGGGACUGUAUCUGCUAUUGCCUCUGCGUGCGGCUUUCGGAUGCCAUUGGAGGAGCUCUGCAAUUCUGAUUAGGGUUUUGAGUUUGGUCGAUUUGGGUGUUCCUUCGGAGGGACAUGAUAAUAAAGAAGAGCUUGAAAACGGUAAUGCCGAUUAUGAAACGGUGCCGCGGCGCCGACUCGGCGGGUGACGACGACGAGUCGUCUUCCUCCAGCCGGAAAAAACGCAGAGCCGAUGGCUAUUAUCGUCUGGACCUCCUCGGCAAGGUUGCCGCCGGCAUAAUUCCAUUCAAUGGAUAUGGAAUUGAAAAAAUCACCGAGGAAGUUAGCGAGGGGAAGGGCGGUGGCGCUACACCGUUGAAAUUAAAGGAAGAAUCGAAGGAAGAGUCACCGCCGCCGCCGGUGAGAACUUCGCGCGGUAGGGUUCGCUUAUUGCCGUCACGCUUCAACGAUUCGGUGCUCGACAAUUGGAAGAAAGAGGGGAGCAUUAGCACUGGUAAGAACACAGUAAGAAACUCUGGUCAGGACACAGAUUACGUACCGUUCGAAAAGAAGGAUAACAGCAAAUUCAGCUCCAAAUCCUUAAAAAUCCGCGGCGAUUUGACCACUGGAAAGAAGAAUAGCUUCCAAUGCCGUAAGUUUUCUCCAUUAUCGGAGGAGGAGAUAGCAGAGCUCAGAAAUUCAUCGGCUGCACUUCAGGAGCAAUUGGAGGAUACUGAGGAGGAGCCAGACGAGUGCUGCGUAGCAAUAAGUAGCGUCGAUCGAUUGCACAGGGCGAAGGAUUUUGCCGAGGGCGACACAGUUUGGGCGAUUUCUGGGAAGAAUUGCCCUGCUUGGCCUGCGAUUGUGCUCAAUCAAGAAUCGCAAGUUCCCCAGCAGGUUUACAACUUUCGUGUUGCUGGCGCUGUUUGUGUGAUGUUCUUUGGCUAUUCUGGAAAUGGGACACAAAGGGACUAUGCGUGGAUUAAGAGCGGGAUGAUCUUUCCUUUCGUAGAUUAUGUAGACAGGUUUCAGGGGCAGACUGAAUUGAACGAUAAAAAACCGAGUGAUCUCCGCUCGGCGAUAGAGGAAGCUUUUCUUGCAGAAAAUGGUUUCAAUGAAAUGCUGUUGUUUGAGAUCAAUGCAGCAGCUGGGAAUUCGGAGUAUCUCCAAUCUCUGACUAGGGGAGUCGGGACCUCUGAUUCGGAUCAGGUGCAAAAUUGCAAUUCGGUUUCACCGGUUGUAAAUAUGAAGAACGAGUCAGAAACCUGUGAUGCCUGUGGUGUGUGUGUUGCUCCUAACUUCUCGAGGAAAUCGAGCCAUUCGGCUGCUGGAACCAACCGCUUAUGUGCUUCUUGUGCCAGGUUAAAGAAGAUGAAGCACUAUUGUGGCAUUUGCAAAAAGAUCCGGAAUCAAUCUGACAUCGGAACUUGGGUGCGGUGUAAAGGUUGUAAAGUGUGGGUUCAUGCCGAGUGUGACAAAUUCUCAAAAUGCAAUUUCAAGGAUCUCGAAACAAGUGACUAUUACUGUCCCGAAUGCAAGGCUAGGUUUAAUUUUGAGCUAUCUGAUACAGAAAACUUACAGCUUAAAUCUAAAAACAACAGGCAGAGUAGUAAAAAUUCUUUGCCUGACAAGGUCUCCGUUGUCUGCUCCGGUGUGGAGGGAAUUUAUUUUCCUAGCCUUCAUUUAGUUGUUUGCAAGUGUGGAUCUUGUGGCAUGAAAAAGCUGGCGCUCAGUGAAUGGGAGCGGCACACGGGUUCGAAGACUAAAAACUGGAAAUCGAGUGUCAAGGUGAAGGGUUCCAUGACGCCGCUUGAGCAAUGGAUGCUACAAAUGGCCGAGUAUCAUGAACGUAGUCUUGUUCCUGCUAAACCAGUCAAGCGUCCGUCUAUCCGAGUGCGGAAGCAGAAGCUGCUUACCUUCCUACAAGAACAUUAUGAACCUGUUCCUGCCAAGUGGACAACAGAGAGAUGUGCAGUUUGUAGAUGGGUUGAAGAUUGGGACUUCAACAAAAUUAUAAUCUGCAUUAGAUGUCAAAUUGCUGUUCAUCAAGAAUGCUAUGGCACGAGAAAUGUUCGUGAUUUUACUUCAUGGGUCUGUCGAGCCUGCGAGACACCUGAUAUCGAACGGGAGUGUUGCCUCUGCCCUGUUAAAGGGGGAGCUCUAAAGCCGACGGAAGUUCCACCAUUAUGGGUUCAUGUUACUUGUGCUUGGUUUCAACCUGAUGUUUCUUUUGCAAGUGAUGAGAAAAUGGAACCUGCCCUUGGAAUACUGAGAAUUCCGACGAGCUCUUUUGUGAAGAUUUGUGUAGUUUGUAAGCAAAUUCACGGCUCCUGCACGCAGUGUUGCAAGUGCUCCACGUAUUACCAUGCGAUGUGUGCAUCGAGAGCAGGUUAUCGUAUGGAGUUGCACUGCCUGGAGAAGAACGGCAAACAAAUCACGAAAAUGGUUUCUUAUUGUGCUUACCACAGGACACCGAAUCCUGAUACGGUUCUUAUUGUGGAGACUCCCAAGGGAACUUUCUCCGCUAAAAGCAUGCUCCAAAACAAAAGGCACACUGGCGCGAGGAUGAUUUCGACCAGUAGGUUGAAACUUGAGGAACCUCCUGAGGAAGAUACCAGCGAGGUUGAUCCGCUCUCAGCAGCCGCUUGCCGAGUCUUCAAAAGAGCAAACAACAAGUGGCGGACGAGUAAAGAAGCUGUCAUCCACCGAAUCAUGGGGCCUCGGACUCAUCCGAUGAGUGCGAUAGAGAGCAUGAACGCUAACAGAAAAAUCGAGAAGAUGAAGACGUUCUCCACCUUCAGAGAACGGCUUCAACAUUUACAGAAAACAGAAAUGGACAAAGUGUGCUUUGGCAGAUCGGCGAUACACAGAUGGGGAUUGUUUGCGCGUAGGAACAUCUCCGAAGGAGAAAUGGUUGUCGAAUAUCGCGGCGAACAGGUUCGACGCAGUGUUGCGGAUCUUAGAGAGGGGCGUUAUCGUGCAGAGGGCAAAGAUUGCUAUCUAUUCAAAAUCAGCGAAGAAGUUGUGGUGGAUGCUACAGAUGCAGGAAAUAUUGCUCGGUUGAUAAACCAUUCAUGCAUGCCCAACUGCUACGCAAGGAUCAUGAGCGUAGGCGAUGACGAGAGCCGGAUCGUUCUUAUUGCGAAGACAAAUGUAGCUGCUGGCGAUGAAUUAACGUACGACUACUUGUUUGAUCCUGAUGAAGCUGAGGAAUUCAAGGUUCCUUGCCUAUGUAAAGCUCCAAAUUGCAGGAAAUUCAUGAACUAGUUUUCCUUGGAGAUGGAGAUCUCACCGGUUAGUUGGCAAAACUUGAUAUCUAAUAUUUAUUCUUGUGUUGAAGGAACACAAAAUUUUGUGAGUAUGGGAGGAUGAUGAUGUAGAAGUAGGAUGGGAUGGAUUAGUGGCCAUAUAUCGAGUUUCUAGAAGUUGAGAAAUUUUACAAUCUAGGAAGAGGAAAGGGAGGAGAGGGGCAUCUUUUUGUAUAAAUGAUAAAAACAUUGAACCACAUAUACACAAUAGUAAUAAUAAUAGUAGUAAGUAGUAGUCUGUGAGUUGAGUAUUUAUACGAUAAAAUUGGUAUUUGAUGUGAUUUAUUUAUUUAUUUUUCCACUUUUGUUGAUAAAUAGUGUUUAGAAAAAUGUACAGUAAACAGAAUCAGGCUCUCUUUUGGAUCUAGAAGAAUCUGUUCAUUGAUCACGCCCCAAGUAAACUCAAUAUUGCUCAUGCCAUGAGAUUACGAAAAAAGAGGUUUGAUUGACUGGAGAUUUUUAAAAGGCUGUAUUGAAAUUGGAUUUGAGUUAUUGAAGAGAAAAAAUUUA
Messenger RNA from Andrographis paniculata, 4212 nucleotides. Its product is annotated as histone-lysine N-methyltransferase ATX5. The transcript is spliced from 23 exons. Bases 530 to 3661 code for a protein of 1043 amino acids. Gene Ontology annotation, biological process: regulation of transcription by RNA polymerase II. The record is from RefSeq and is a predicted model, not a curated record. Lineage: Eukaryota; Viridiplantae; Streptophyta; Magnoliopsida; Lamiales; Acanthaceae. Gene Ontology annotation, molecular function: protein binding.